UAUUUUUGGGCCUGAAUGGAUUAUUCUACUUCAAUCCUCGCAAGCCCAUCUGGCUUACAGACCCAUGGGCCAUUUCGGAUUGUGCCCUGGAGAAGAAGUAUCGUUGUACAAAGCGAGAGUCAUAAACCCCAAACCAGGAAACUCCUGACUUCUCUACUUUUGAGUAGAAAACAAGCGUUUUGGAACAUGAAUUUCAACAAUGUCAAAGUUCCCAAGUUGCCGGGUGGUACUUCUUUGUUGCUCAAGCUUGGAACUAUUGGUGGGCUUGGCUUGUAUGCAGCUGCUAAUAGUCUCUACAAUGUUGAAGGAGGGCAUCGGGCCAUCGUGUUCAAUCGCAUUGUCGGUGUGAAAGACAAGGUUUAUCCUGAGGGCACACAUCUUAUAAUUCCAUGGUUUGAGAGGCCAGUCAUCUAUGAUGUUCGUGCAAGACCCAAUCUCGUGGAGUGUACUGCUGGAAGCCGUGAUCUUCAGAUGGUUAAAAUUGAUCUUCGAGUUCUUACUCGUCCUGUUGCAGACAAGCUACCUUCUGUCUAUAGAAGUCUUGGCGAGAACUACAAUGAAAGAGUUCUUCCGUCCAUCAUUCAUGAAACUCUGAAAGCUGUGGUGGCACAGUAUAAUGCCAGCCAGCUAAUUACUCAAAGAGAGAAUGUUAGCAGGGAAAUACGGAAGAUACUGACAGAAAGGGCAGCUCAAUUCAACAUUGCACUGGAUGAUGUUUCCAUUACUGGCUUGACUUUUGGAAAGGAAUUUACAGCUGCAAUUGAAGCGAAGCAGGUGGCUGCCCAAGAAGCCGAGAGGGCUAAAUUUGUUGUGGAAAAGGCUGAGCAAGACAAGAGAAGUGCUGUUAUUAGAGCAGAGGGUGAAGCCAAGAGUGCUCAGCUGAUCGGUCAAGCUAUAGCCAGUAACCCAGCAUUCAUCACACUAAGGAGGAUUGAGGCGGCAAGAGAAAUCGCUCGCACCCUCUCAAAUGCAGCUAACAAGGUUUUCCUGAAUUCAGAUGAUUUAUUGCUGAACCUCCAUGAUGGGAAUUUGGAUGCCAACAAGAUAUAGUGAUGUUGGGUUGAAAUCAUUUGGUUCAAUUGUGAGAAUAAAUUUUGAUAUAAAUUGUUAUUCAGCAACUACUUCUUUUCAUUCCUAACAAAAAAUAUUUGGGCAGUUUUAUUGAUUUGUUCAAUCAACCCAAGCAAUAUGGUUUAUAAGGAAAGCCUCACUUCCUCUCCUCCA
Tripterygium wilfordii is the source of this 1224-nucleotide messenger RNA. RefSeq names its product prohibitin-1, mitochondrial-like. The transcript is spliced from 6 exons. The coding region runs from base 16 to 1050 and encodes 344 amino acids. The record is from RefSeq and is a predicted model, not a curated record. Lineage: Eukaryota; Viridiplantae; Streptophyta; Magnoliopsida; Celastrales; Celastraceae. Gene Ontology annotation, cellular component: membrane; mitochondrion. Gene Ontology annotation, biological process: mitochondrion organization.